AUGGAUACUGUGGGAAAGUUCAUCCGUAGUAUGGAUACCGUGGAUCCCCCUAUCCACGCCAGUCCAUCCGAUGGAUUAAAUCAAUCUUUGGGUUCUGAUGGGCAUUGUCGCGAGCAUUACUCGGCAUCCCAGAGCACAGGGAUCCCGUCCGUAGUUUGGACUGUGUUAGACGCUACAUACGUUGGCGAAGUACUUCAGCACGACACUUCAAUGGAGCCAGCAAGCGAUGGAAACCUUGUAGUCGCAACGAGGCCCGAGAAGCUCUACUUACAUGAUAAACAGAUGCAUCACGUUUAUUCGUAUCGGAUCGUCGACAGGCGUGUAGAUAAGCGCCCGAGAAGUGUCACACACUGGCUUUCAUAUCACGGCGAGGCAGCAGUCGCGCAGCAACGUGUCGGAACUCUGCGAAAGCGCGGUAUACCUCGACAACAAUCCAGCAAUCGGGAUGCGAUUGCUACGAAAGAACGUCACCCCGCACUUCUUAAGAUGUUGAUUUGGUGCCUGUACAACCCGUCUAUCUUGGGGAACGAUGGUUCCUGA
This is a messenger RNA of Fomitiporia mediterranea MF3/22, 540 nucleotides long. RefSeq lists its product as uncharacterized. NCBI's taxonomy places the organism in Eukaryota, Fungi, Basidiomycota, Agaricomycetes, Hymenochaetales, Hymenochaetaceae. The record is from RefSeq and is a predicted model, not a curated record. The transcript is spliced from 3 exons. Bases 1 to 540 code for a protein of 179 amino acids.